AUGGAGCUCUUCUCGGAGAUAAGCACAUCCUCCCUUGCAAUUGCAUCUGCCCUCUCUGUGGCGGCAGGUGCAUACCUCAAUGCCAAAUAUUCCAUUGCCAGUGAUGUCGCAGCGCUGUACAAAGACAGAUCAUGGACAAAUCGUUUGGGUCAACGCAUUGCGCAGCUGGGCGAUACGGCCACCAUCUACAAGAUGCUCGAACGGGUAGUCGAAGUAGAAGGUCACGGCGCAGACGAGGCACUCUGGUUUGAGAAUAAGACAUGGACAUAUGCACAAUUAAAGGAUUUGGUUGAUCGAUUCGCUGCUCUUCUUCACGCCAGAAGUAUAGGCCCGGGAGAUUUCGUGGGCGUCUUCACCACCAAUUCUCCGGAGAUGGUCGUGACCAUCUACGCACUCUCGAAACUCGGGGCUGUUGCCGCUCUCAUCAACACAAACCUUCGCGACGACACCUUCACUCACUGCCUCAGUGUCUCCGGCAGCAAGUUCAUUAUCUCAACACCCGAUUUGUCGCAACAUGUCUGUUCGGAUUUGCCACAUCUCGCCUUCAACCUGACAUCCUUCGAAGGGGUUUCUUCCGGUACAGCGCAACUAAUCACAUCAGCGGACCUGCAGCAAUUUUCACCCACGGGGCUGUCUGCUGCUAAGAGAUCUCCUAGUGACCUGAGCGCACUCAUCUACACCUCGGGCACCACGGGCAAGCCCAAAGCUUGCGCUAUUCGCAACAUGAUGGGGCUAAUUACAUCUAACCCCCAGACGGUUGACAUCAACAACCGCUCCAAGUACUACCCUCUGCGGACAUACUCCUCCCUUCCCCUCUUCCAUGGAACGGCUUACUUCACUGGUAUCUGUUACUCCGUUGGAAACGCCGGUACGCUCUGUCUCCGGCGAAAGUUCUCCGCGUCGCAAUUCUGGAAGGACGUGCAUGAUUCGCGAGCGACACGCAUACUAUACAUUGGUGAGCUCUGUCGGUAUCUCCUAUCGACACCCCCUUCCCCCUACGAUCGCAACCAUGCCUGUAUAGUCGCCAACGGCAAUGGCUUGCGGGGCGAGAUUUGGGAGCGUUUCCGACAACGCUUCGGCGUGCCUGAGAUCCGCGAAUUCUAUAGAUCCACCGAAGGAGUGGCCAAGUUUGAUAACUUUGGAGAGGGCGCGUGGGCCGCCGGCAAGGUUGGACAUUCGGGCUUCAUCAAGCGUAUGAUGGAAAACGAUACCUAUAUUGUCAAAUAUGACACGGAAACGGAAAUGCCCUACCGGGAUCCAAAGACAGGCUUCUGCGUGAAAUCCAGGCUCGGCGAAGAAGGAGAGGCGAUCGGGCGGGUGAAGAGCCGCGGCCUCCUCACCGAAUACCUCCACAACGAUGAAGCCACAGAGAAGAAGUUGCUACGCGAUGUCUUCAAGAAAGGGGAUCUGUUCCAACGCACCGGAGAUCUGGUGGUUCGGGAUCACGACGGCUGGGUCAGGUUCCAGGACCGCGUGGGUGACACGUUUCGUUGGAAGGGCGAGAACGUGAGUGCGGGCGAGAUUCGAGAUCACAUCUGCCGGCUUCCGGCCAUUCACGAUGCCGUGGUAUACGGUGUGAAGUUGAGCGCGUAUGACGGCCAGGCUGGUGCUGCAGGUAUCACCCUCGAGGAUGCUUCACCCGCCACCGAGACCGAAGUCAUGGCCAACCUCUAUCCCGAGUUGAAGAAGAGGGGAGUGCCGUCUUAUGCUUUUCCUCGGCUAAUUCGACUCACACAGAAGGUGGAAACCGGAGUUACGUUCAAGCAAGCCAAAGGAGCUCUGACCAAGAAGGGAUGGGACCCACGGACGGACUGGGACGGUGACAAGCUGUACUGGCUGGAUGGCACACAGUACAAGAAGCUCGAUGAGAAGAGCUGGGCCACUAUAGAAAGUGGACAAGCCAAGCUGUGAUGAGUGCAUGGGGCAAGAAGAGGCAGUCAAUUUUCUUUUUCU
Aspergillus aculeatinus CBS 121060 is the source of this 1953-nucleotide messenger RNA. RefSeq names its product putative bifunctional fatty acid transporter/acyl-CoA synthetase (FAT1). Gene Ontology annotation, molecular function: long-chain fatty acid-CoA ligase activity; long-chain fatty acid transmembrane transporter activity. The transcript has 5 exons. Lineage: Eukaryota; Fungi; Ascomycota; Eurotiomycetes; Eurotiales; Aspergillaceae. Bases 1 to 1911 code for a protein of 636 amino acids. The record is from RefSeq and is a predicted model, not a curated record.